AUGUCCAUCGCAUUGCGCAGGGGUACUUGCUUAGCCUUUCUCGCUUCAAAAGCUCCUGCUGGCAGCUAUGUGCAAGUGGUCAAUAUCGACGUGUUCAAGCAGGCAGAUGAUACCUUUCAAUACAUGCUAGAGAUCAGUGAUGGUUACGCGACCAUCCGGUCAUGCUCAGCACCCAGCUUAACACACUUGUGGCUACGAAACAGGUUGCCGUGUGCGCCGUUAUUCAAGUGGAGAACUACGUCUGUCGGGCCGUCUGCGGCAUUCGGUCCGUCCCCCAGCUUUGUUACUUUAGCCCAGCUCAUCACGUCCAGUGUCGUGAUCAUUAAGAAGAUUGCAGCGACCGGAAUGGCGCCCUUAAUUGUGGGAAAUCCCCAUGCCAUUGACGUUGUCGCACUGUCAGACGAUCCGGAUGGAUUCAUUAUGGAAGCUGCUGCCUAUUUAGCGGGACACACCCCCGCAGAUGUUGACAAGUCAGAGACUGAUUCCACCGAAUCCCAGGAAAGGCCGCCUUCAUCCCAACCUGGGCUUGAUGGCGCCAUCGACGUCAAGCCAAGGUUUCGGGCCAAAUCCAUCAACAACAGCUUCUCCCUCAAGAUGCCGGCGUUAGACCCAGUUGAGUCAGACGAAGAGGGCAGGGAUGACCUUGCGGCCGAAUGUAUCUAUGAUCGCAAGCAUGGUCUGAAUGACGACACCAGCAGCGUGGAGGAGUGA
Dacryopinax primogenitus is the source of this 711-nucleotide messenger RNA. RefSeq lists its product as uncharacterized. The record is from RefSeq and is a predicted model, not a curated record. Lineage: Eukaryota; Fungi; Basidiomycota; Dacrymycetes; Dacrymycetales; Dacrymycetaceae. Bases 1 to 711 code for a protein of 236 amino acids. The transcript is spliced from 3 exons.